CUCCAAACGGUUGUUUGAGACGCGCGUACUGUGAGUUGCGCGAACGGCGGAGUGCUGUGUUUUAUUUAUGUUUUUGCCGAAAGCCGAAUAACACUGCAAAUACAUAUUAAAAAAUAUAUUAGUAAUUAAUUGUUAGUAUUGUGUCAAUUUUAAGUUGUUUCCAAAAGUAUUUCGAUCUUUCUAAGUCAAUAAAUUCCCAGGAGUGCUCGGAAUUAUUUAUGUAUUAAAAGUGCGGUUUUGUGAGUGAAACCGGGAGUGUGAAGCCUCUACAGGUUGAUAUGUGAGGGGUUCGCCGUGUCUGCGUUUCUUGUAGAUGAAUACUUAUUUUAUGUGAUGUGCAGUAUUAUUAACAGUGUUUUGUAUCUUUUGUCGUUAAAGGAGUAAACUGUGCAGUGAGCAGGAGUAGCAAUGUCUGUACAAUCAUAAGGAUGCUGGACGCUAAGAUGCCGACGAUGUCGGCCUUCAUUACAGCCGCCCUAGCCACAUUCGUGGUAGUAGGGUCGGUUGUGGCUGCUGAUCAGCCGAUUUUGCAACCUGGAGUGCCCGGCGAGGAGCUGUCGGGCGGCGUGCAGUGCAGCGCUGAGCAGUUCGCGUGCGCGGAUUCGUCGCGCUGCGUGCCCGCCGCCUGGCGCUGCGACAUGCGCCCGCAGUGUCCCGACGCUUCCGACGAGAUCGGCUGCACGUACAACAUGACGUGCGGCGCGGGGCAGUUCCGCUGCGCGCGCAGCGGGCUGUGCAUCGCCGCGAGCUGGCGCUGCGACGGCGACGCGGACUGCGGGCCGCACGACGCUUCCGACGAGGACCCCUACAUGUGUGAGAAAGACUUCAAGUGCUGGGGCAAGUGGGCGCGCUGCGCCACGCCGGAGCACGGCCAGUUCACCUGCGUGCCCGUGUACCACUUCUGCGACGGCGAGCGCCACUGCCUCGACGGCAGCGACGAGUGGGACAUCUGCGACAACUUCACCGAGGCGUCGUGCGCGCCGCUCGGCUGCAGCACGUGCCGGCCCACGCACGAGGGCGUGGCGUGCUACUGCCAGCCCGGCUACGAGCCGCGCGACGGGCUCUGCGUCGACAGCGACGAGUGCGAGUGGGAGGGCGCGUGCUCGCAGCGCUGCAGCAACCUGCCCGGCUCGUACGCGUGCGCCUGCGCCGACGGCUACGUGCUGCGCGACGACAGGCGCUCCUGCGCCGCCGUCAACGAGCCGGCGGGCGCGCCGCUGUCGCUGGUGGUGGCGACGCAGAGCGGGCUGGAGCGCGUGUGGCCGGAGGGCGCUUCGGCGCAGGCCAACCGCUCGCUCGACGCGCUCGGGGUCAAAGCCUUGGACCUGCACUACUCCAACCGAUCCAUUUGCUACGUCCACCAUAACAUGAGUCGCUCGUCGCUAGUCUGCGUGGACGCGGACAACUUCAACAACCGCACCGUCAUGGCGGCGCCCGACCUGUUCCCCGACCUCAACUCGAUCUCCCACCUGGCCAUCGACUGGAUAUCCAACGCCUGCUGUACUGGGCCGACGCCUACCUGGAGAGCGUCGAGCGCUGCGACUACGACGGCGGCCGCCGCCUCACCGUGCGCCGCGGAUACGUCACGCAAAAACUUCAACACAUUUCCGUACUGGAGAGUACGCUGUAUCUGCCGAUCUGGAGCAACAGCAGCGUGGCGGCCGUGUCGCGCUACAGUCGCGAGCGCCGCCGCAGCUCGAUACCGCUGCGGGCGCGACCGCUCGCCGCGCUCGUCUACCAUCGACAGCGACAGCCUCUCGGUCGUGUCGCACCCGUGCGCGACGAACAAAGGCGGCUGCGCGCACGUGUGCGUGACGGCCUACCGCGGGGACGCGCGCACGCCGCACGCGCAGUGUCUCUGCAAGCACGGGUAUCGCCUCGUCGGCCACGGCGACUGCGAGCGCGUGGAGGCGGAGAGCUACCUGGUGGUGUCGCGCGGCUCGCCGGCGCUGGUGGGCGGGCUGGUGCUGGCGGGGCGCGGCGCGGCGCUCGACGAGCCCUUCGCGCCCGCCGCGCACGCCGCGCGCCCCACCGUGGCCGACGUGGACGUGGACGGCGCGCGCCUCUACUACUGCGACGUGCACAGAUACGAGAUCGUCCGCCAAAAACUCGACGGCAGCGAGCGAGAGGUCUUCGUGGGAGACGACGUCGACAACUGCGAGGGACUCGCCAUAGACUGGAUGGCGUGGCGCGGCUGGACUCGCCGGCGCGGCGCGUGCUGCUGCGGGACCCGCACUUCAACCCGCGCUCCAUCGCGCUCGACCCCGCCAACGGGGUCAUGUACUGGUCGGUGUGGGCGAGCGCGCUGGCCGCUCGCGGACGCAUCGAGACGGCGGCGAUGGACGCGUCCCGGCGCCGCACGCUGCUGGACUCCGACCUUCACUGGCCCAACGGGCUGGUGCUGGACUUGCCGCGCCGAUACCUCUACUGGUCAACACUUCCACUGCGGCCACGGACGCUGCAUCGACUCGUCGUUCCUCUGCGACGGCGACGCGGACUGCCCCGACGGCGCCGACGAGAACGCGGCCGUCGGCGGGCCCUGCGCCAACGUGACGUGCAACGGGGACGAGUUCCUGCAGUGCGGCACGCGAUGCAUCCCGAAGAGCUGGGUGUGCGACGGACUGAAAGACUGCGCGGACGGCGCGGACGAGGCGGCGGGCGCGUGCGCGCGCGCGGCGUGCGGCGCGGCGCAGUUCGCGUGCGCGCGCUCGCGGCGCUGCCUGCCCGCCGCGUGGCGCUGCGACGGCACGCCCGACUGCGGCCGCCGCGACGACUCCGACGAGGCGGGCUGCGAGAGCGAGACGUGCGGCAGCGGAUCGUUUCGCUGCGCCAACGGGGCGUGCGUGCCGUGGGAGUUCUACUGCGACGGACACGCCGACUGUGCGGACGCCAGCGACGAGCGCGCGUGCCCCGCCAGCCCCGCGCCGCCCGCGCCCCGCCGCCCCGCGCACGCGCACUCGCACGGCCGGAACGAAACCGAUAAACUCGGACUCUGCGAGGACCACGAGUUUCAGUGCGACAACAGGGAAUGUAUACGAAAGGAGUUCCGGUGCGAUUCUCGCGUCGACUGUCUCGACGGGUCCGACGAGUGGAAUUGCGAAACCAUACAGACCACUCCCGCGACCACCACCACCACCGUCUCCACCUCCGUCAGCGGCGAGACAGAGUGCGUCGCGCCGGCGAUGCGCUGCGACAAUGGCAGCCGCUGCGUGCCGCUGCAGCAGCUCUGCGACGGCGCCCGAGACUGCGCCGACGGCGCGGACGAGGCCGACCGCUGCGGCGAGCCCAUGUGCGCGGUGACGGCGUGCUCGCACGGCUGCCACGCCACGCCGCGCGGGCCGGCGUGCUCGUGCCCCGCGACGCUGCACCUGCAGCCCGACGGCUUCUCGUGCGCGCCGCAGCACCCGUGCGCCGGCUGGGGCGUGUGCAGCCAGACGUGCCAGCCGCACCGGGAGCGCUACCGGUGCACCUGCUACGAGGGAUACCGGCUGGCCGACGACGGGUUCACGUGCAAGAGCACAGACCCCACGCGGCCGCUGCUGGUGUACAGCAACCGGCACGAGGUGCGCGGGGUGGAGCUGUCGUCGCUGACCUCGCGGGCGCUCGUGUCGUCGCUCAAGAACACCAUCGCGCUGGACUGGUGUCGCACGCAGGCCGGCCUGCAGCUCUACUGGACCGACGUGCUCGACGACAACAUCUACCGCGGCACGCUCUCGGGCGACGCCGUGACCGGUAUAGAAGUGGUAGUCCAGCAGGGCCUCUCCACGGCGGAGGGACUGGCGGUCGACUGGGUCGCCGGCAACCUUUACUGGGUGGAGAGCAGCCUGCAUCAGAUCGAGGUGGCGCGCCUCGACGGCAAGUAUCGGCGGACCCUCAUCGCCGGCGACAUGGACAGCCCGCGAGCCAUCGCCGUGGACCCCGGAGUGGGCUACCUGUUCUGGAGCGACUGGGAGGCGUCGGCGCCGCGCAUCGAGCGCGCGUCGCUGGCGGGGCGGCGGCGGCGCGAGCUGCUGCGCGUGGGCGCGUGGCCCAACGGGCUGGCGCUGGACCUGCCGGCGCGCCGCGUGUACUGGGUGGACGCGCGCGCCGACUCCGUGCACACGGCGGACUACGAGGGCCGCGACCGCCGCGACGUGCUGCGCCGCCACCCCGCGCUGUCGCACCCCUUCGCCGUCACCGUGUUCGAGUCGCACGUCUACUGGACCGACUGGCGCACCAACAGCGUCGUGCGCGCCAACAAGUGGAACGGCACCGGCGUGGCCGUCGUGCAGCGGACGCUCACGCAGCCCUUCGACGUCAAGGUCAUCCACCCGAGCCGGCAGCCGCCGAGCGCCACCAACCCGUGCGUGAACAACGGCAACUGCUCGCACCUCUGCCUCAUCGACGGGCCCGCGGAGCGCGUGUGCGCGUGCCCGCACCUCAUGCGCCUCGCCCGAGACAACCUCGCUUGCGAAGUGCACGAGCGCGCGAUAGUGGUCGGGCGCGCGGGCGAGAUCCGCGGCCUGUCCCCCGAGCAGCCGGCCGCGCACUCGCUGCCCACCCUGUCGGGCCCGCAGCUCGCCACGCCCGCCUCGCUGCAGUACCUCGCCGACGAGUACGCCAUCUUCUGGGCCGACACCGACACGAACGAGAUAAAGCGCGCGGACGUGCGCGGCGGCGGCAGCGGCGGCGUGACGGUGGUGGCGGACGGCGGCGUGACGGCGCCGCGCGCGCUGGCGCUGGACUGGGCGGCGCGCGUUCUGUACUACGUGUCGCGCGGCGCGCUGGUGGCGGCCGGCCUGCGCGGCGACCAUACGGCGCCGCUGCUGCGCGACAUGGAGCACGUGGCCGCGCUGGCCGCUCACCCGCUGCAGGGUCGGCUGUUCUGGGCGACGGUGCGCGCGGGCGUGGAGCUGGUGGAGAGCGCCCGCGGGGACGGCAGCGAGCGCCGCACGCUGCUGUCGGCGGCCGACGAGCCGCACCUCGCCGGAGUCACCGGUCGGUGCCGCCUCGCGCUCUCCUGCUCGAGCUCUCCGAUCGGACUCAAACCUUACCUUUCUCGCCAGGCAUGCGUGUCGACGUCGAGAGUGCCGCUGGAGAGCGGAGCGCGACCCACCGCGCUGGACGUGUACGCGGGCGAGCUAAUAUGGGCCGACGCCGCCGGAGGCACCCUGCGCGCCUGCGGCCGCGACCUGUGCGACCGGCCGCGCCUGCUGCGCAACGACACCGACGGCGUCAUCUCGCUGGUGGUGUACGACGGCGGGCGCCAGCGCGGCGGCGGCGCGUGCGCACUGCGGCGCGACCCGUGCGCGCACCUCUGCGUGCCGCUGUCCGCGUCGCACUCCACGUGCCGCUGUGCGCAGGGGUACUCGCAGCACGGCACGCGCUGCGUGGCCGUGGACGAGGUGCUGAUCUACUCGCUGAGCUGGGAACUGCGCGGGCUGGCGCUGAACGCGUCGGGCGCGGUGGCGGCGGACGCGCUGCCGCCCAUCCCGCAGGUGUCCUGCGCCGCCGCCAUAGACUACUAUGCCGAGGAGGAGUGGGUGUACUGGGCCGACCCCGAGAGCGGCGCGGGCUGGCGCGCGCGGCGCUCGGGCGCGGCGCGCGAGCGCGUGCUGCAGCAGGCCGCGCCCGGCGCCGGCGCGCGCGACGCGCUGGCCGCGCUGGCCGUGGACCCGCUGGCGCGCAACCUCUACUGGAGCGACGCCGCGCGCGCGCUGCUGCUCGUGGCGCGCCUGGACGGCUCGCACCGCUACGUGCUGCGCGACACCGACCCGCUCGUCGUGACCGCGCUGGCGAUCGACCCGUGGGAGGGCUGGGUGUUCAUGGCGGGCGGCGGUUGGGUGCAGCGCGCGCGCCUGGACGCGUCGGCGCCUGCGCUGCUCUACAACGGGACGGCGCUCACUGACAUCGCUCUCGACCUGCAGGAGAAGUACGUGUACUGGUCGGACACGUGGGACGUGAGCGUGUGGCGAAUGCGCUACGACGGCUCCGACAAGCUGCGGCUGCUGGCCGGCGCGCCGCUGCGGCACCCCGUGGCCGUCGCCGUGCACCGCGGGCAGCUCUACUGGCUCGACACGAUGCUGAAGCAGGGCAGCGUGGUCGCGGCGCCCCUGACCAACCUGAGCGACCACCGCGUGCUCGCCGACAACCUCGGCGACAGCCUCAAGGACCUGACGAUCUGGUCGCAGGCGCUGCAGCGCUCGCAGGGCGCGCGCGGGCGCAACCCGUGCGGCCGGCGCGGCGCGGGCUGCGAGGCGCUGUGCCUGUGGGACGGGCGCGCCGCGCGCUGCGCCUGCCCGCACGGCGCGCUCGCCGCCAACGGCCGCAACUGCACGCCGCACACGUCAUUUUUGAUGUACGCACGUGUGUCCAUGAUCGACACCAUUCACAUCGACGGCGGGAAAGAUCUAAACUCGCCCUACCCACCAAUCGAGAACAAGACGUUGCUACGGAACGUGAUCGCGCUGGCCUACGAGUACGACACGGCCACUGUGUUCUACUCCGACAUCCAGCGCGCCGCGCUGCACGCCGUGCACUUCAACGGCUCCGACCACCGCGUGCUGCUGCCGCAGGUGGGCUCGGUGGAGGGCAUGGUGUUCGCGGCGGCGGAGCGCACGCUGUACUGGACGAGCACGUCGGGCGCCGGGCUGCGCGCCGGGCUGCGUGCCGCGCACGUGCCCACGCUGCUGCGCCUCCCGCUGCACGCGCGGGCGCGCCACGUGCGCACCGUCGUCGCGCUGCGGGACGGCGACCGGCCGCGGGGCAUCGACUACGAUCCGUGUGAAAAGCGCGUGUACUGGACGAACUGGAACGCGUCGCGGCCGUGCAUCGAGCGCGCGCUGAGCAGCGGCCGCGCCCGCCAGGCGCUCGUCACGCGCGACAUCCUCAUGCCCAACGGGCUGGCGCUGGAGCACGCCACGCGCCUGCUGUACUGGGCCGACGCCCGCCUCGACAAGAUCGAGCGCAUGCACUACGACGGCUCGCACCGACAGGUGGUGACGCGGUCGCGCGCCGAGCACCCCUUCGCGGUGGCGGCGGGCGGCGGCUGGGUGGCGUGGACGGACUGGGUCGCGCGCGGAGUGUUCGUGGCCGAGAGGGGGGGCGGCGCCGUGCGUGCGCUGCGCUCCGACGUGCCCCGCCCGUGCGCGCUCGUGCUCGUCGCACCCGACGCGCAGACAUGUUCAUCCGACCCUUGCGCGGUGAUGAACGGCGGGUGCGCAGAAGUGUGCGCAACGGACGCGAACGGACACGCCACGUGCUCGUGCCGCGCGGGCCGCGUGCUCGCGCGCGACGGCCACGCGUGCGUGCCGCCCAGCAGCGAGUGCGCGCCCGAGCAGUUCGCGUGCGCGGAGGGCCCGUGCCUGCCGGAGCACCUCGUGUGUGACGGCGUGUCGCACUGCAGCGGGGACGUGGACGCGAGCGACGAAGAUUUAUACUACUGCACGUCGCGCACGUGCGCGGCGAGCGAGCGCGCGUGCGGCGCGGGGGGGCGCUGCGUGCCGGCCGCCAACGUGUGCGACGGACACGUGGACUGCGACGACGGCUCCGACGAGGCCGACUGCGACUGCCCGCCGGCCACCUACAAGUGCAACGACAGCACGUGCGUGGACGUGGCGGCGCGCUGCGACGGGCGCGCGCAGUGCCCCGACGGCUCGGACGAGCGCGACUGCCCGCAGGGCGCGUGCGCGGCGCUGGGCGACGCCGCGCUGCGCUGCGCCUCGCGGGACCAGUGCUACGCGCCCGAGCAGCGCUGCGACGGCCGCGCGCACUGCGCGGACGCCAGCGACGAGGCCGACUGCGGCGCCGAAACUACGAUCCUUCCCGACUCCGGAUACGACGUAGAAACUUUCGAGGAGCAGCCCGUGCUGGGCUGCACCAAGGAGCAGUUCCAGUGCGGCGGCGACGACGCCAAGGGGGCGGUCGAGUGCGUGCCCAUCGCCUGGCGCUGCGACGGGCGCGCCGACUGCUCCGACGGCUCCGACGAGGCGCUGCACUGCCGCCGCGCCAACGCCAGCGCGUGCGCGGCGGGCGCGCUGCCGUGCGGCGCGGCGGGCGCCUGCGUGCCGGCCGCGCGCUGCGACGGCGCCGCCGACUGCCCGGGCGCCGAGGACGAGGCCGACUGCGCCUGCGCGCCCGGCGCCUUCCGCUGCGCCGCCAGCGAGCUCUGCCUGCACACGGUGAGUCGCCGCCGCCCGCCCGCCGCCGCCGGACCGCGCCCGCCGGGGCUGACGAUCGUUUCUGCGCAGAGUCUGUACUGCGACGGCGACGCGGACUGCGAGGACGGCUCGGACGAGCCCCCGGGCUGCUCGGUGCGCGCGCCGGCCGCGGGCGCCGAGCGCGGCAACGCCAGCGACACGUUCGAGGUGCGGCUGUGCGCGGGCGAGCCGGGCGCGCUGUACUGCCGCGGGCGCUGCGUGCCGCCGGCGCGCGUGUGCGACGGACCCGCUCGUGUGCUGUACGUAUCGCGCGGGGCUCGGCGUCGAGGCGCUCGCGUCGGUCGAGCCGACUACCGACUGGUGUGGUCGUGUGCAGCGUCGUUCGCGGCGGCGUUCGGGUCGGCGGUGGAGGCGGCGGUGGCGGGCGCGCAGGGCUGCGCUCGCGGCUCGUGGCGCUGCGGGAACGGCGCGUGCGUGGCGCCCGCCGUGCUGUGUGACGGGGAGGACAACUGCGGCGACUUUACGGACGAGUGGCACUGCAAUAUCGACGAGUGUCUCGUACAGAACGGUGAGUGCCCACACAAUUGCACGGACCUGCCGGUGGGACGCGCGUGCUGGUGUCGAGCCGGCUGGCGCCGCGCCGGUAACGCCUGCGCCGACGUCGACGAGUGUCGGGAAGACCGACCCUGCGAGCACCGCUGCAGAAACACUUUAGGCAGCUACUUUUGUUCCUGUGCGGACGGCUAUCGGUUGAUGGAGGAUCGAUCCAGCUGUACGCCCAUCUCUUCGGUGAACGCGUCGCUGAUAUUCUCCAACCGCUACUACAUUCGGCGCACAUCCAUCGCCACCGAGGCCAGCACGUCGCUGCUCGUGCACAACCUCACCAACGCGGUGGCGCUGGACGCGCUGUGGGCCGGCGGCUGCCUGCUGUGGAGCGACGUGACGCGCCUGGGCUCGUCCAUCAAGCGUCUGUGCCGCGAAGGGGACGCGCCGGGAGCGCCCGGUGGGGGGGAGGCGCGGGUGGUGGCCGGUGCCACGCUGCAGAACCCGGACGGGCUGGCGGUGGACUGGGUGGCGCGCAACGUGUACUGGUGCGACAAGGGCACGGACACGGUGGAGGUGGCGCGCCUGGACGGUCGCCACCGCCGCGUGCUGCUGCGCGAGGGCCUGCACGAGCCGCGGGCGCUGGCGCUGCUGCCCUCCGCGGGCUGGCUGUACUGGUCGGACUGGGGCGCGCAGGCGCACAUCGGGCGCGCCGGCAUGGACGGGUCGCGGCGCUCGGUGCUGGUGGCGGGGCUGGGCUGGCCCAACGCGCUCACGCUGUCGCUGGCCACCGACGAGCUGUUCUUCGCCGACGCGCGGGACGACUACAUCGCCGUCGCGGACCUCGACGGCUCGCACGUGCGGAUAUUAUUCUCGAGAGACCGCAUGCCGUGGCUGCGCCUGCACCACGUGUUCGCGCUGGCGGUGUGGUCGGGCCGCGUGUACUGGACGGACUGGGAGACGCGCGCGCUGGAGUCCUGUCGCCGCGUGCCCGACCCCGCCUACAACGUGUCGGAGGUGGUGCCGCUGGGCAGCGGCGGCGCCUACCGCUGCCGCACCGAGGCGCACACCGUGCACAAGCCCAUGGACCUGCGCGUGCUGCACCCCGCGCGCCAGCCGCCCGUGCCGCGGUUGACGGCGCUAUGCGAGGAGUUGAACUGCACGGGGCUCUGCUUACUGACGCCCGAGGAGCAGGCGGGCGCGGGGGCCGGGGCGCGCUGCGCGUGUCCGGAGCACUUCGCGCUGGCGGCCGACGGGCGCACCUGCCGACCCAACUGCACCUCGGCGCACUUCGUCUGCCGGACCGCGCUAAAGUGCAUCCCGUUCUGGUGGCGCUGCGAUACACAGGACGAUUGCGGCGACGGGUCGGACGAGCCGGCGUCCUGCCCGCCGUUCCGCUGCUCGCCGGGGCAGUUCCAGUGCGGCAACGGGCGCUGCGUGCACCCGGCGCACAUCUGCGACGGCGCGCAGCAGUGCGGAGACGGCAGCGACGAGCGCGACUGCGACCGCUUCACGUGCCUCGCCUCGCAGUGGAAGUGCGGCGCCGACGCGGCGGGCGGCGUGUCGGCGCGCUGCGUGCCCGCCGCCGCGCGCUGCGACGGCGUGCGCGACUGCGCCGGCGGCGACGACGAGCGGGACUGCCCGCCGCCCACGUGUCCGGCGCACCACUUCCAGUGCGGCACGGGCGCGUGCGUGCCGUCGGUGUGGGUGUGCGACGAGGACGGAGUCCGGUGGCUGCAGCUGGCGCACGUGUCCGCAGCGCUGCCUGCCCAAACACGCGCACAACCACACAUGCAAAUGUGUUCCCGGCUACAAGCAACAUCAACUUCCAGACGGCACUCUGAGCUGCGAGGCUACAGGUGAAAAGGCGAAGGUGCUCGUGGCGUCCAACGGCGUGCUUCGUCUGAUGGAGUUGCACAAACACGACCACGAGCCGCCGCCCGUCGACCGGCCCGAUAGGUAAUGUCGCACUCAA
Molecule: messenger RNA, 10656 nt
Organism: Vanessa atalanta (red admiral)
Lineage: Eukaryota; Metazoa; Arthropoda; Insecta; Lepidoptera; Nymphalidae
Product: prolow-density lipoprotein receptor-related protein 1-like
Exons: 59
Coding region: 429-10544 (3371 amino acids)
Molecular function (GO): protein binding; calcium ion binding
Source: RefSeq, a predicted model, not a curated record